AUGAGAGGGUUUAUAUUGUUGGGAGUGCUGUGCGCAGUGGCGCUAUGCAGCGCUCUCGAGGGAGACGCGGAGGCUGACCAGGCGGUCGCGGCCAGUCACCACCACGAACACGGCGAGGGACACCACCACCACGGGCACCACCACCAUGACCACGGUGACCACGAGCACAAGGGUCACAAAGGACACCACCACCACCACAAGGGGGACGAAGGCCACCACGGCAAGCACCACCACGGCGAGCACCACCACGAACAUGGUGGCGGCCACAAAAAACACUGGGAUGAACACGACCACCACGGCGAACACCACGAGCAUGGUCACCACCAUAAGGGCGGCAAGCACGGCCACCACGAACACCACGACAAAGGCGAGCACAUAGACGGCUACCACAAGAAGCACCACAAGGACCACUUCCACAAAGACCACCACUUCCACGACGGCCACCACCACGAGGGCAAGCACCACAAGCAUGGACACCACCACGGACACCACCACGAUGACGAGGGACACCACAAGAAGGGUCACCACCAUCACGAUGGACACCAUGAAGGCCACCACGGGCAUCACGGCCACCACGACAAAGGCCACCACGACGAAGGCCACCACGAUCACCACGGUCACCAUGGGCACGAUGACCAUCAUCACGGUCAUCACGACCACGGCAAGAAGGGUCACCAUGAGGAUCACAAACACUGGGGACACCAUGAGAAACAUUAA
Pararge aegeria (speckled wood butterfly) is the source of this 717-nucleotide messenger RNA. RefSeq names its product histidine-rich glycoprotein-like. Lineage: Eukaryota; Metazoa; Arthropoda; Insecta; Lepidoptera; Nymphalidae. The coding region runs from base 1 to 717 and encodes 238 amino acids. The transcript has a single exon. The record is from RefSeq and is a predicted model, not a curated record.